This is a messenger RNA of Lachnellula hyalina, 1590 nucleotides long. Its product is annotated as Folic acid synthesis protein. The annotation marks the transcript as partial. Gene Ontology annotation, molecular function: 2-amino-4-hydroxy-6-hydroxymethyldihydropteridine diphosphokinase activity; dihydropteroate synthase activity. The transcript is spliced from 3 exons. The record is from RefSeq and is a predicted model, not a curated record. Gene Ontology annotation, biological process: tetrahydrofolate biosynthetic process. Gene Ontology annotation, cellular component: mitochondrial envelope. NCBI's taxonomy places the organism in Eukaryota, Fungi, Ascomycota, Leotiomycetes, Helotiales, Lachnaceae.
GUGAGAGCCUUGGCAUCGAGCUAUGUCCGUCCAACACAAUCGCCCAGAGGCGGCAUCGACAACUUGACCUCCUUGCCCUCGAGGCGGCAUGAAAGUUCUCUGGCCCAGGAUGUGAAGACUGCAAUCUCAAGCUGGACUCAGCAUACCCUCCCCAACUCCCAGGUCUUCUCAACCGAGCCGAUUGAACUCACACGAGCAGAAGCAGAACCCCACCUAGCAUACAUUGCCUUUGGGAGUAAUAUGGGAAACCGGAUAGACUGGAUCGAGCAAGCAUGCAAUGAAAUGACGAAUGCAGGAAUCAAGAUCUUGAGAACAAGUAGUCUUUGGGAAACAGAGCCUAUGUAUGUGCCCGAUCAAGACAAAUUCGCCAAUGGUGUUUGCGAAGUUCAAACUGUAUUUGGGCCAAUCGAGCUUCUAGAUACCCUUCAGGGUAUCGAGCGCUUUCUUGGCCGAAAAAAGUUGAUUGACAAGGGUCCUCGCAACAUCGAUCUUGAUAUCUUACUCUACGACGAUGAAGUGGUAGACCAUGAGAGGUUGAAAAUCCCUCACGCACUCAUGUUAGAGCGAGAAUUCGUAUUACGGCCACUCGCAGAGCUCGUUCCAGCAAAGGCUUUAAACCCUGCAUCGCCGUGGAAAACCACAGUGGACUAUCUAAACGCCCUUCCACCACCCACAUCCGAGACGACUACUCUCACUGCUUUGGGAGACUCGCAUAUACCAAUCCGAGCUUUGUCCUCCGAGCGCAAGACUCAGAUAAUGGCAAUCAUGAACUUCACACCAGACUCUUUCUCCAAUAAAGGUAUCGGUUCUCACAACAAAGAACUGAUGCUCCCAAACCUCGAAGAGACAGCUAAACUCACCGCUACCCGCGGUGCCACAAUCAUCGACGUCGGGGGCCAAUCAAGCGCGCCAAACAACAAAGAAGUCAAAGCGAUAAUAGAGAUAUCUCGAGCCAUACCCCCAAUCAAAUUACUCAAAAAGUCCCCCGAUUUCAACGGCUUAAUCAGCAUCGACACAUACCGCGCCUCUGUCGCCGAAGCAGCCGUAAACGCAGGCGCCGAUAUCAUCAACGACAUCUCCGCCGGGGCCAUGGACCCCGACAUGCUCCCCCUCAUGGCACGGCUAGGAAAAACCGUCAUCCUCAUGCACAUGCGCGGCACCCCCACCACCAUGCAGCAAAGUAUCUACACCACCUACUCGCCCGACGGUCUAAUCCCCAGCAUCGCCACCGAGCUCCUAGCCCGCGUGCAAGAAGCAGAAGCAGCGGGCAUCCGUCGCUGGCGCAUAAUCCUAGACCCAGGAAUCGGAUUCGCGAAGUCGAAUUUGCACGCGGUGGAGAUACUGCGUCGCUUGGAUGAGCUGCGUGACUGGCCUGGCUUGCAAGGGUUGCCGUGGCUCGUGGGCGCGAGUAGGAAGCGGUUUAUAGGCACCCUGACCGAUGUGAGGAAUCCUAAAGAUAGGGUUUGGGGAACUGCUGCUGCGGUGGCGGCUGCUAUACAGGGGGGUGCGGAUAUUGUAAGGGUGCAUGAUGUUGGGCAGAUGGCGAAAGUGGCUAAGGUGGCUGAUGCAAUAUGGAGAGUGCGAUCUUAA